ACAUUGCCGUGGCAACCGUUGCUAGGGUAGGAUGCGCGGCUCCGAUUGGCGGAGGGCGCUGUCAGUCCGUGGGGCGGGGCUACGGAUCGAAGCGGUCAGCUGUGACGGGGGGUCGGGGAAGUAGCUCUGAUUGGUCGAACGCAAGGUGUGGGCGGUACCUGGUCCUUUCUGACGUUGACCCGGGGGAGGUGUAACGACCUCCUAUUGGCCGCUGGCGCUGCCCGUCAUGUGCGGGGGCGGGACCUGGUCGCCGGUCACGUGAGUGACGAGGCUGCUCAACGCCGGGAACCUGGUCCUUUCUGACGUUAACCAGGGUUUUGCAGCCGUUGCUGUGGACGGAGAGACGGGAAUGUGAGCGGUCAUUGAGGGCGGCCAGGGUGCCGGUGACCCGCCCCCCUCCACCCAUCUGCUCGGUGUGCAGGCUGAGCUUCGAUGAAGGACCUCAUGACGGGGAACAAGGAGAAGCGUUAUGUGUGCGAUGUGUGUGGCAAGGCCUGGCAGUACCCGUGCCAUCUGGAGACGCACCGGCGAGAGCACACGGGAGAACGCCCCUUCGACUGCACGGAGUGUGGCAAGAACUUCACCCGCUAUGGCCACCUGCGGCGGCACAUGCGCGUGCACUCCGGCGAGAAGCCCUUCACCUGCUCCAACUGCAGCAAGAGCUUCAAGACAACGCAAGAGCUGACGAAUCACCGGCAAGUGCACACGGGCGAGAAGCCCUAUGGCUGCUCCAUCUGCGGCAAGAGCUUUGCCCGUUUGUCAGGGCUGCAAGAGCACCGGUGGUUUCACAGUGGUGAGCGGCCCUUCUUCUGCUCCGACUGCGGCAAGGGCUUCACCCGCUCCAACAGCCUGCUGGAGCACCAGCGCAUCCACACCGGCGAGCGCCCUUACACCUGCACCCAGUGCGGCAAGGGCUUCACCAGCUCCACCAAGCUGCUGAUGCACCAGCGGGUGCAAGCCGGCGACCAUCCCGUCCCCAGCCCAGUGUGUGGAUAGCGCUUUGCCAUGGCUUCCCACGCCCUGCCUCACCAGCGCAUGCACACCAGUGGCCAGUCCUACGACUGCCCAUAUUGCGGUGAGGCGUUUGACAACUCGCAAGGGUUGCUGCGGCAGCUCCGGCGGGCUCACGCCCGCGAGCGGCUGCUCCCAAUGCAGCAAGUGUUUCAAGAGCGCAUGGGGGCUGCAGGAGCAUCAGCAGAUACACAUCGGAGAGAGAACCUUUGUGUGCGCUGAGUGUUUCAAGGGUUUCACCCGCAUGUCCAGCCUGUGGCAGCACCCCAAAGAUCAUAGACUGGAGCAAGAUAGUCCACUCAUUGAAAAAGUCAUAGUAGGUCAUGGGCUGGGCCGGCAUUUAGCCGAUUGGACCGAUUGCUCCAAAUUGGGCCCCGCGCCUAAGGGGGCCCUGCGCUAGAGUAAUCAAAUCAAUUGGAGCGAAGAUCUUAUAGCGCGCAAGAUGGUCCACUCCUGCGAAAUACAAUAGACUGACGUGUAGUCCGCACCGGAGCGUAACCACCGUCAUUUCAGUAACACCGACCUGACUAGUUAUGCCUCUCGCAGCGUUGUGGGGGAACAGUUUAGGUGUUUUAAAUGUUUUUCCCAUUUUCUUUUCAAACGGCACAUACCUUGUACAGAGAGGAACUGCAGAUGUUAGUUUAAACCAAAGACAGACACAAAAGGCUGGAGUAAAUCAGCGGAUCAGGCAGCAUCUCUGGAGAGGACUAGGUGAUAUUUCGGGUCGACUUUUUCAAUAGCUGCCACGAGGGGAGAAGCGCCGGCACCAAGAGCGAGCGAACGCGUGGACAUACGGACAAAAGCAAAGUUCAUAGAGCGGCAUUUGUAGACAUUUCGGGUCGAGACCCUUCUUCACUGACAGUCAAGGGAAAGGGAAACGUGAGAUAUCGGCAUAUCUUCCAUUCAUUUGUCCUUAGUACCGUCUAUAUCUCUUGCUCCUCUUCCCACUGAGUCAGUCUGAAGGAGGGUCUCGACCCGAAACGUCACCUACAAAGAUCUUUGGUCACCUAUUCUGCUCUGUGAUCAUUGCUUUUGUUCGUCUGUCCGCGCGUUCGCUCGCUCUUGGUGCCGGCGUUUCUCCCAUUAGUCUCCGCCAAACAAACACAGCAUGACCGGCAGAUCGGUGCGAGACCAGGAGCAGCUAUGAGGAGCAGGGCGAAGGAUGACAUCAAACGGGUCAUGGCAGCUAGCGAAAAAGUACGGAAAUGGUUAGGGGGAAAUCUAAAAAAACCCACGAAGGAAAUAGAUGUUUACCAA
Molecule: messenger RNA, 2268 nt
Organism: Leucoraja erinaceus (little skate)
Lineage: Eukaryota; Metazoa; Chordata; Chondrichthyes; Rajiformes; Rajidae
Product: oocyte zinc finger protein XlCOF15-like
Exons: 2
Coding region: 433-996 (187 amino acids)
Biological process (GO): regulation of transcription by RNA polymerase II
Molecular function (GO): RNA polymerase II cis-regulatory region sequence-specific DNA binding; DNA-binding transcription factor activity, RNA polymerase II-specific
Source: RefSeq, a predicted model, not a curated record